UGGUUUUUAAAAUGUGUACCUUUUGAAAUGUUAUAGUGUAUUUCGAUUUAAUAAUUAAUAUUGUUUAAUUGACUUUGUCGUUAAUCUUACUACAUCAUUUAAACAAUUAAAUUUUAAAAUGUAUUAGAUUAUAAAAUAGUAUUGCAAAGAACAAUAUCAUCAAGUAUGAAGGAAAUCGAUCUUGGCUUUUUCAUAAUUUAAUUUAUACUUGGUUCUGGUGGACAUCAACAUCUACAAUGGCAUUUCUUUCAUACGUACAACUAUGGUUUUCAAUUUCAAUUUCUGUUAUUACAUUAUUGAUGCUUCAAAGUUUUUUACCAGAGCCAACAAAAAGUAUUGAUACAAAAUCUACCUUAGAUACUUUUACCAUCAAUUUUCUUGGAUAUUGCAUUGUACUGGUUCCUGGAUAUUUGCUUUAUUUAUUUGCUCAAGAACAAGAUUUAGGAGAUAAUCGUUUCACAAGUAAAUUGUUAAGAAUAUUGUUUAGAGAUGAACAUGAUUUAGAACCUGAGCAACCAUUAUCGCCUGUUUACAAGGGUUCAGCUAAGUUUAGAAAUGAUAUAACCACAUUUUUAUACUGUUUCGGAGGUUUACAAACAUCUUAUUUGAUUUGGGGUGUAAUUCAAGAAAAAAUGAUGUCUGAGGCCUAUGGAACAAAUGAAGAAUCCAAAUUUCAUGAUUCACAAAUGUUAGUGUUUUUGAAUAGAGGUUUAUCUACAAUCUUAUCUUGCUUAUACUUGUUAAUGAAUGAGGGCAUACGAUCCAAGAAACCUCCACCAUUAUAUAAAUACAGUUACUGUACUGUGUCCAAUAUUAUAAGUUCUUGGUGUCAAUAUGAAGCACUCAAAUAUGUCAGUUUUCCAUCACAGGUUCUAGCAAAAACAUGUAAAAUUAUCCCAGUUAUGUUAAUGGGAAAACUGAUGUCUGGUAAAAAGUAUCACUAUUAUGAGUAUGUUACUGCAAUUGGAAUUUGGAUUGGUAUGGCUAUGUUUCAAUUUUUCACAGAAAAUAAACAUUCUGAAAUUACAACUUCUGCGACUGGAGUGAUAUUGCUUGUAGGAUAUUUGGCAUCAGACAGCUUUACGUCAACGUGGCAAGGACAACUAUUUAGACAUUACCAAGUGACUCCAAUGCAAAUGGUUUUUUCUAAUUCUUUAUUAUCAUCUUUACUCACGACCGUAUCGCUGUACCAAGUUGGCUCGUUCAGUAAAACAUUAGCAUUCAUAAAAAAGUAUCCAGAAUUUCUAACCGACUGUAUAGUCUUGUCAGUGAGUUCUGCAUGUGGACAGCUAUUCAUAUUCAAAACAAUCUAUAAUUUUGGACCAAUUGUUUUCACUAUAAUAAUGACCAUAAGACAAGGUCUAUCGAUAAUUAUUUCCUGCAUAAGAUAUCAUCACCCUGUCACUGCGUUGGCUGCUUUCGGAAUUGCAUUCGUUUUUAUUUCCUUGUUUGUACGUUUCUAUUGCGGUUACCGUAUGAAAUUUAAAAGAGGUCCUAAUCAUGCGGCGACGUUCAAAGUGUAAAAUCAACUUAUCGCAAUCGCUCGGACUGUGUUUACGUGAAAUAAUAUAUAUAUAUGUAUAUGCC
Sipha flava (yellow sugarcane aphid) is the source of this 1587-nucleotide messenger RNA. RefSeq names its product adenosine 3'-phospho 5'-phosphosulfate transporter 1 (gene sll). Gene Ontology annotation, biological process: transmembrane transport. NCBI's taxonomy places the organism in Eukaryota, Metazoa, Arthropoda, Insecta, Hemiptera, Aphididae. Gene Ontology annotation, cellular component: endoplasmic reticulum membrane; Golgi membrane. The transcript is spliced from 8 exons. The record is from RefSeq and is a predicted model, not a curated record. Bases 237 to 1523 code for a protein of 428 amino acids. Gene Ontology annotation, molecular function: 3'-phosphoadenosine 5'-phosphosulfate transmembrane transporter activity.